UUCAUGUUUUAAGUGGGUAUACGACAGCGUGUUCCCCUGUGUUCCAGUCACAUACCUAAGCUGCAGCUCCUCUCUUCGCCAGAGUUCUAACUGUUAGUUUGUGCAAACAUGUUCAGAGAUGGCUACAAGAGCUGGAGUCGAGAAGUUCCCCAGAGAGCGAGGAUGUGUAACGUGAUCGUGACGUCCCGGACGUUGCUGUGGUGCCUGUUGACGAUCGCGACGACGCUGGCCAUGCUGGCUGCUGUCGUCACGCCCACCUGGCUCAUAGGCGCCCCCAGGCGGCCUGGAGUCAGAGCGAGGGGAGACACUGCGGAGCGAGACCUCUACUCGCCAUCCCUCGGCAUCUACAACCGCUGCAUCAAGAUCCACGAGAUCAACCGCAUGUACACAGACAACUGUGCCCCCUUCGUGACCAGCUUCGCGAUGCCCUCCGAUCAGUUCCCCAACUUCUGGAAGGCCUCUCUCAUCUUCUUCGGGUGCGGUCUCUCCCUCAUGCUCGUCACCCUCCUCUCCUCCAUCCUCGGAUGCUGUGUCCAGAGCAUCUUCAAGAAGAGCAUCUUCACCGUCUCGGGAACCAUACAGGCCAUCGCAGGUUUAUUUUACAUUCUUGGCCUCAUGUUAUACCCAGCGGGAUGGAACAGCAGACGUGUUCACUUAAUCUGUGGAGAUAAAGCCGAACCUUUUAACACAGGCGACUGCACAUUAGGACUAGCGUUUUAUCUUGCAAUUGGCAGCACAUUAGUGACAUUUAUUUGCUCCGUUCUAUCAGUGCAAGCAGAAGUAUCAACAUCCACAGACAAAGUUCAAGAAGAGAUUUUAGAAGGCAAGACGUUGAUAUGUCUCUUAUAAAAGGCGUGCAACAAAAUAUCAAUUGACUUGGUGCUAAAGAAAUUCCAAUCCACUAUUUUGCAGAACUAAAUUGCUUUCCUCAGAUAUGAAGUAUUGGCAUUACUUUAAUACUUUGGACUGAAGAAUUUUAAAUUACUUACUUCCAAAG
This is a messenger RNA of Uloborus diversus, 997 nucleotides long. Its product is annotated as LHFPL tetraspan subfamily member 2a protein-like. NCBI's taxonomy places the organism in Eukaryota, Metazoa, Arthropoda, Arachnida, Araneae, Uloboridae. The transcript has 5 exons. Bases 109 to 849 code for a protein of 246 amino acids. Gene Ontology annotation, cellular component: membrane. The record is from RefSeq and is a predicted model, not a curated record.